CCUUCUCCCUUCUCCCUCUAGUCCUCUAUAUAAAGAUGGCAAUGGACAUGCCAUCUCACACUCACAGCCAGCUUUGUGAAAGCAAGGCCCUUGUAGCCAGCUACACGCAGGAAGCCAGGAAGAGAAACCAGCAGCACAAUAUGGCCUCAAAGCCUGGCCCUCUCAGUCGCUGGCCAUGGCAAGAUCUCGGAAACUACAAGCAAACGCAUAUAUAUGCUGCACGCAGUGGAUGAGAUGAAAUUGAAUGAAGAAGAUAGAAAACUCUUGUUGCAUAUUACGCGCUGGUGGCUCCAUGGGCGGUGCGCAGCACGUACAGGUUCGUGACGAGCGGGGAGCGGGACCUGCUCGCCUUCGCCGUGCUGCCGGUGCUCCUCCUCCGCCUCCUCUACAGCCAGCUCUGGAUCACCGUGUCCCGCCACCAGACGGCCCGGAGCAGGCACCGGAUCGUCGACAAGAGCCUCGACUUCGACCAGGUCGACAGGGAGAGGAACUGGGACGACCAGAUCCUGCUGACGGCGCUUCUCUUCUACGUGGUGAACGCGGCGUUGCCGGCGGCGCAGUCUUUGCCGUGGUGGAACUCCAAGGGUCUGGUAAUGGUCUCCCUCCUCCACGCCGGCCCCGUGGAGUUCCUCUACUACUGGCUCCACCGCGCCCUCCACCACCACUACCUCUACUCCCGCUACCACUCGCACCACCACGCCUCCAUCGUCACCGAGCCCAUCACAUCGGUGAUCCACCCGUUCGCGGAGGAGUUGGUGUACUUCACCCUGUUCGCCAUCCCGCUGCUCACCAUGGUGGGCACCGGCACUGCCUCCGUGGCUGUAGCAAACGGCUACCUCAUCUACAUCGACUUCAUGAACUACCUCGGCCACUGCAACUUCGAGGUCGUGCCCAAGCUGCUCUUCGACGUCUUCCCUCCGCUCAAAUACCUGGUGUACACGCCGUCGUUCCACUCGCUGCACCACACGCAGUUCCGCACAAACUACUCGCUCUUCAUGCCGCUCUACGACCACCUCUACGGCACCGCCGACAAGUCCAGCGACGACCUGUACGAGCGCAAGCUCAUGCAAUGCCGGAACGAGGAGCAGGAGGAGGCGCCCGACGUCGUCCACCUCACGCACCUCACCACGCCGGCGUCCCUCCUCCGCCUCCGCCUCGGCUUCGCCUCCCUCGCCGCCGCGCCGGCGCCGCUCGCGUCUUCGACCCGCGGCUGCACCAGCGUCCUGGCGGCUGCCGCGCGCCCGGUGGCCGCGCUCCUUGGCCGGACCGCCACCGCCUUCAGGUCUGAGGCCAACAGGCUCCACAAGCUCAACCUCGAGACGUGGGUCGUGCCAACAUACACCUCUCAGUAUGAGUCGAAGCAAGGUUUGCAUGCAGUGGGGCGGCUGGUGGAGAAGGCGGUGGCAGACGCGGAGGCAAGUGGCGCCAGAGUACUCACGCUGGGUCUACUGAACCAGGGAAGCGAGCUGAACAAGAACGGCGAGCUGUACGUCAUCAGGAAACCUGACCUGAGGACCAAGAUCGUCGACGGCACCAGCCUGGCCGCCGCCGCCGUGCUGCACAUGAUCCCUCGGGGCACCGCCGACGUGCUCCUCCUGGGAGACGCCGGCGCCAAGAUGGCGGCCGUGCUGGCGUCGGCGCUCUGCGAACGCGGGAUUCAGGUUCAGAUGGUGGACAGGGACCUGUACGAGUCUCUGAAGCAGGAGGUGCGCCCAGAGACGCACAAGCAUCUUCUUCUCCUUUCUGACUGGAGCCGCAGCCGCAGCAGCAGCAGCAAGGUCUGGCUCGUCGGCGACAAGCUGACGGACGAGGAGCAGAGGAGGGCGCAGGGCGGCGUCCACUUCGUGCCCUACUCGCAGUUCCCUCCCGACGCCGUCCGCGGCGACUGCGUCUACCACAGCACGCCGGCGCUGGUUGUCCCGGACGCCUUCGAGAACCUCCACGCCUGCGAGAACUGGCUGCCGCGGAGGGUGAUGAGCGCGUGGCGCGCGGCGGGCAUCGUGCACGCGCUCCAGGGCUGGGACGACCACGAGUGCGGCGCCAGGGUCACCGGCGUCGACAAGGCAUGGCGCGCCGCGCUCGCGCACGGCUUCCGCCCCUACGACCGCCAUCACACCGCGGGUGGCGCCAGCAAGUGACCAUCAAGGAAUAUUGAAUUGGGUGGACGGACUACGAUUCUCGUGUGCAUGGCUUGGCUUGUCUGUGACGCUCAUCUACUACUGGUGGCAUAAUGCGUGCGUGGUUGUUCUGUGUUGCUUUCUUCUGCUGGAAAUGCGUAACAUUCCUAUUCCUAUUAUUAUGAUGAAGAAAAAAAAAUACUCUGGCAGACGAUUGAAAAUGCCUUUUUUUU
Molecule: messenger RNA, 2350 nt
Organism: Sorghum bicolor (sorghum)
Lineage: Eukaryota; Viridiplantae; Streptophyta; Magnoliopsida; Poales; Poaceae
Product: protein ECERIFERUM 1
Exons: 9
Coding region: 594-2138 (514 amino acids)
Biological process (GO): lipid biosynthetic process
Molecular function (GO): oxidoreductase activity; iron ion binding
Source: RefSeq, a predicted model, not a curated record